AUGGAUUACUCUCAAAACACCUACAUGGGCUAUAAGGUUCACUGGUCUAAGGUUGGCCUGGCGUAUUAUUUCGACGCAGUCGGCAAUAUGAAGUUUCCCGACUUUAGAUUGCCUUGCCCUUCUCAGCCCAACAAUACCAUUCAAAAUCCUCUAAGCGGAUACAACCAAGAUACUGAGGGAUCGAUAACAGACUUCAAUAGGCAGUUACAAAUCGCUUUAGACAAUUCCCCAGACUUGGUCGGAACGACCUAUACGUCGGCUCAGUCUAUUUCCCCACAAGAUCCAAGCGGCCCUAGUACCUCUGGCUUCGUCUCUGGUACCGGCUUAUACAACAAUGAAGCUACGAACUGGAACAUGAAUACCAGCAACAGCAGCGGAUAUAUCACCCAAGAGCAAAUGCUGCCUUCAGUUGGCUCUGCUUUCGCCCCCGCCAACCCCUUCUUUGGGCACGACCUCCCCGAGGGCGAAAACGUGUUCAUCUCUAACUACGACAUGACUCCUAGCAACAGCCUUCCCCUCCCUGCCCCUACUCCCGCCCCCGCUGGACCCUCCUCCGGGCUCAACGUUCCCGUCGCCGGCAGUAUGCUCCCUAACGGAUACAACGAUACCGUUGCCAACCCUCCCCUGUUCUCCGCCAACAAUGCGGCUGCGGGCAGUAGCUUCACCCCCGCCGACAACGAGGGACAGAGCUCCCCCUCAGGCGACGACAGGAUCUUCAGGGACGCCCUCGGCCCAAACAUUCAGGACGCAAGAGUUCAAAAGAGAGGCAAGGGCAGAGGCAAGGGCAAAGCCAAAGCCAAAGCCCCAGGCGCUCGUGUCGUCAGGGCCUUCUCCUGCGUGCAGUGUCGCAAGAAGAAGACAGGGUGCGACGGAGGCUCCGGCCACCCUUGUACAAGGUGCCAGAAAGCCGGAACGGCAUGCGAGAUUGACUUGAAGGAUCACCGCACCAACAGAACCACCAUGGACAAGUGCGAGGAACUCCGCGUUGAACUCAACGCUCAUCUCAUCAAAGUCGCCCAGGUCUGCCACCACCUCUGCGGGAACUUACAAGACCCCGCGUCCGAACGGGGCCAAGUCGUUGUUGGAGCCGCCAAAGUCCUCGUACUAUACGCCGCAUUCAACAAACCGAUCGAGCCCUGGAUACUUCAUGAUAUCCUGCGAGUGGAUGAAGACACGACGCGCCAGCUUCCGGAACACCGGCAUCUCUUGGGAGACAUCUGCAAGCGAGCCAAGGAAAUGCUACAUGUCCUGUCCAAGCUAAUCGAGAUGCUCACCCACAACAACAACGCAGACUGCCGGUAUCAUGCCAUCCACAUGACCAAAGCUCUGUUCGCCAGCAAUACGCCACUGAUCGGACCCGACGGUCUUGACAAGAAGAUCAACGACGUGUUUGUGGCUAAUGAGGAGGACUUCGUCUAUUCCACCUUGGCAGACGAGCUCAAUGGUAUCAUUGCCAAGCACCUCUAA
This is a messenger RNA of Colletotrichum godetiae, 1467 nucleotides long. RefSeq lists its product as uncharacterized. The transcript has a single exon. Gene Ontology annotation, molecular function: zinc ion binding; DNA-binding transcription factor activity, RNA polymerase II-specific. NCBI's taxonomy places the organism in Eukaryota, Fungi, Ascomycota, Sordariomycetes, Glomerellales, Glomerellaceae. Bases 1 to 1467 code for a protein of 488 amino acids. Gene Ontology annotation, biological process: regulation of DNA-templated transcription. The record is from RefSeq and is a predicted model, not a curated record.